AUGAAGCUGUCCGGUUCCGCUCAUUAUUCGCUCCUCCUCUGGUCUGCUAUCGUCGGAGUGUCCAACGCUGCCUCGGACCAUAACUCUCAUCUCAAUGAUGACACGCCUUGUAUCGCACGAUCACCGACGAGCGGCCUCUACUUUGAUCUCAAUGCGAUCUCGCUCUCACCACCUGAAAUGAAGAAUGGCAAGAAGAUCCAGAAAGACGCGCGAGACGAAAGCUGGCACGCCAGGGGGCACGACUACCCCGCAAAUUUCACGAUCAACAUAUGCGCGCCGGUCAUUGAAGAUAUCAAGGAUGUGGUCGGAGUAGAGUCGUCGCAUUGGAAGAAUGUCAGCGCAUAUUACGAGCAGGCGGGGAAGAUAUACUCGAUAGGUGAGCAAGCUUCCGAGCCCUUCUUCCGGGGUCGCAAGCUCGUCCUCAAUUAUACGAAUGGCUCCCCAUGUCCCGGUGAUUACAACACCGCCAGCAGCAAGAACUCCUCUGCGCGCACCAAGUCCACCAUAAUGUCCUUCCUCUGCGAUCGUGACGCACCUGCAAACACGGCUACUCCUUCCUUUGUCGGUACCAUGGAUUCAUGCACAUAUUUCUUCGAGGUUCGCAGCUCUGCUGCAUGUGGCGGAAUCGCAGUGGACCCGAAUGCUGGUGGACUGGGACCAGGCGGAGUCUUCGGUGUAAUCAUGCUCAUUGCUGUGGCUGCUUAUCUGAUCGGUGGCUGUGCGUAUCAACGGACAGUCAUGCACCAGCGCGGUUGGCGCCAGUGUCCCAACUUCAGCCUUUGGGCAGGCAUGUUCGAUUUUAUCAAGGAUAUGUUCGUCAUCAUCUUCUCGUCACUCGGGAGAUGUCUCCGUAUCAAGCGAUCCCCCUCCAGUAGUGGCUACGUGCGCGCUGAUGGUGAGGGCCGUGGAGGCUUUAUCGGUGCGAUCGGUGGCCGAGGGGUCGGUCACGGUGGGCGUCGGGAUGUCGAUGCUGAGAAUCGUCUGAUAGAUCAGCUUGACGAGGAGUGGGAUGACUAG
Molecule: messenger RNA, 1017 nt
Organism: Penicillium daleae
Lineage: Eukaryota; Fungi; Ascomycota; Eurotiomycetes; Eurotiales; Aspergillaceae
Exons: 4
Coding region: 1-1017 (338 amino acids)
Biological process (GO): vacuolar transport
Source: RefSeq, a predicted model, not a curated record